GGAGCCAAACCAGGGCUAAAUAUCUCUCCGGCUUCACUAACUAGUUAUUUUAUCACGAAUUCACACUGAUAAUCUGUGAUUUUUGAUGCUUCAGAUGUAUAAGGUAAUGACAAGAAAUUGAUAUAUGGUAAUCUUGUUAAUUUCUUGUCCGUUGAUUUCUCAAAAAUUCAUGAAACUGCGUUAACUGAUCUUUAUUUUGAUCAAGAAUUUGACUAUUUUGUGCUGAUUUUCUGUUCUUGAUUCUUGAAUUAUUUAUUUUACUGGGUGUUAUUUUGGCUUAUAAUAUAAUACAUUUAGGUUUGUGUAGGCACAAAUUAAUACACUGAUAUUGCGAAUGUUAUCUUUAUGCAGGAUUUCUAGGGUUCAUAAAAUUUAUAUAGGGUUAAGAUUUCUAGGGUUGCAGAAGUGAAAAUUAAUUUUAGAAAGCAAUUAGGAUUGGGGUUUGGACCACCAGGAGUGGCGGAUCCUUGAAGUACAAGGACGUACUAGUUCAGAUAGUACUCUCUACGAAGUAGUACGAAGUAAGAAUCAAUUAUUUUUGUGUCCUAUGUACUGAUCUUUAUCAGAAAUUAAUCUCUUUCAAUCUAGUCCCUUGGGUAAAUGUCAAGUUUACCAGAAAUGAAUCUUGAGGUUUCAGAAUAUUUAUGCCCUAUUGAUCCUUCGGAAUAUGAAUCAUGGCCACUUUUACAAAAUAUAGAGGAGCUAGCAGUUACACAGUACAGCAUUUCUGAGACUGCCAUCAAUAAUUGUGAACCUCCGGCGCUGGCUACGGUGGAGAAUGGUGGUGGUGGUGCAGCAGCACCAUCGUUAGUGCAGCCACAACCAAGGAGGUUGUAUAGGCAAAAUAAAUCAAAUAAUUCCAAGACAAGGAAAAUAAAGUACAGCCCAGUAAAUGAGGACUUAAAAAAUCAGAAAAGAUUGGUCGAAGAACAAAGUGCAGAUGAAGAAGGGACAUCAGUUGCCAAGAAGAUGAAUCAUAAUGCCAAUGAGAGAAUUCGAAGGAUGAAGCUUAACGCGUCUUAUCUUGCUCUCCGUGCACUCCUUCCGGAUUAUUCUAGAUCAAGAUCAAAGAGGAGAUGGAGUGCACCGGCCAUAGUCGAUCGUGUUCUUAAGUACAUCCCGGAUCUCGAAAACGAGAUAGAAACACUUAAGCUCAAGAAACAAAACUAUAUAACUCAAUCAGAAGAGAGUGCUGAAAUUAGUCCUGCUCAGAAUUCACAGCAAAUAACUGGCAGUGGCACUACAGUUUCUGUAAAUGAAGUUAAAGAGGGAGAAGCUAUCAUUCAAAUUUGCAUGGAAAAUAAUAAUGCAUUUACAAAAUUGCUGCAGAAAUUGGAAGACGAGCAAGGCAUUUGCAUCAAAAGUGCAUCUACUCUUCAUGUCUCUCAAACUAGAUUCUGCUAUCAUCUACACAUUCAGACAAGUGAAAAUUCAAUUUUGGCAAACUAUGUUGAAGGAUUGAGAGAGAAGGUAAUUUCUUGGUUGAGAUGA
This is a messenger RNA of Olea europaea var. sylvestris, 1491 nucleotides long. Its product is annotated as transcription factor bHLH160-like. Gene Ontology annotation, biological process: regulation of transcription by RNA polymerase II. The transcript is spliced from 3 exons. Lineage: Eukaryota; Viridiplantae; Streptophyta; Magnoliopsida; Lamiales; Oleaceae. Gene Ontology annotation, cellular component: RNA polymerase II transcription regulator complex. The record is from RefSeq and is a predicted model, not a curated record. Bases 601 to 1491 code for a protein of 296 amino acids. Gene Ontology annotation, molecular function: protein dimerization activity; DNA-binding transcription factor activity, RNA polymerase II-specific; RNA polymerase II transcription regulatory region sequence-specific DNA binding.